AUGGCUCUCUGGAGAUCCACCCGCCACGCCUCCAAGUUCGCCCAGGCGACACGGCCCAUUUUCUCUCGUAAUUAUGCCACUGAGCCCGAUCUGAAGACUACCCUGAAAGACGUCAUCCCCACGAAGCGAGAGCUUCUCCAGAAGGUCAAGGCCCAGAGUGACGAGUCAAUCGGAGAUGUCAAGGUCGGCAAUGUCAUCGGUGGUAUGCGUGGUCUCAAGGCCAUGUUAUGGGAAGGCUCUGUCCUGGACCCCGACGAGGGAAUCCGCUUCCACGGCAAGACUAUCAAGGACUGCCAGAAGGAGUUGCCCAAGGGUACCUCGGGCACUGAGAUGCUCCCUGAGGCCAUGUUUUGGCUGCUGUUAACCGGUCAGGUACCCUCGACUGGUCAGGUUCGCGCCUUUUCGCGAGAGCUGGCUGAAAAGUCCGAGCUGCCCCAGCACAUUCUUGACCUGAUCAAGUCUUUCCCAUCUAACAUGCACCCUAUGACCCAAUUGUCAAUUGCUGUGGCCGCUUUGAACACCGAGUCCAAGUUUGCCAAGGCCUACGAGAAGGGUAUCAAUAAGGCCGAGUACUGGGAGCCCACAUUUGAUGACAGCAUCUCCUUGCUGGCCAAGAUUCCCCGAGUGGCUGCCCUCGUCUUCCGCCCGAACGAAAUUGACGCGGUCGGCAGGCAAAAGCUUGACGCCGCUCAGGAUUGGUCAUACAACUUCGCAGAGCUGUUGGGCAAGGGUGGCUCACAGAACGAGGACUUCCAUGACCUCCUGCGUCUGUACUUGGCCCUGCAUGGUGACCACGAGGGUGGUAACGUGUCUGCCCACGCUACUCACCUCGUUGGAAGUGCUCUCAGCGACCCCUUCCUUAGCUACAGCGCUGGACUUUUGGGUCUUGCCGGCCCUCUUCACGGUCUAGCUGCCCAGGAGGUCCUCCGCUGGGUCAUGGCCAUGCAGGAGAAGAUCGGUACCAAGUUCAGCGACGAAGAUGUUCGCACCUACCUCUGGGACACCCUCAAGUCCGGCCGUGUGGUUCCUGGCUAUGGUCACGGUGUCCUGCGCAAGCCCGAUCCUCGUUUCGAGGCUUUGAUGGACUUUGCUGCCACCCGCCCUGAUGUUUUGGCCAACCCGGUAUUCCAGCUAGUCAAGAAGAACUCGGAGAUUGCUCCAGGUGUGCUUACUGAGCACGGAAAGACCAAGAACCCUCACCCUAACGUUGAUGCCGCCAGUGGUGUUCUCUUCUACCACUAUGGCUUCCAGCAGCCUUUGUACUACACCGUUACCUUCGGUGUCAGCCGUGCCCUUGGUCCCCUUGUCCAGCUGAUCUGGGAUCGCGCCCUGGGCAUGCCCAUUGAGCGCCCCAAGAGCAUCAACCUCCUGGGUCUGCUCAAGAAAUAA
This is a messenger RNA of Penicillium antarcticum, 1389 nucleotides long. It is a transcript of the gene mcsA, whose product is annotated as putative citrate synthase Cit1. Gene Ontology annotation, molecular function: 2-methylcitrate synthase activity. The record is from RefSeq and is a predicted model, not a curated record. Gene Ontology annotation, cellular component: mitochondrial matrix. The coding region runs from base 1 to 1389 and encodes 462 amino acids. Gene Ontology annotation, biological process: tricarboxylic acid cycle; carbohydrate metabolic process. Lineage: Eukaryota; Fungi; Ascomycota; Eurotiomycetes; Eurotiales; Aspergillaceae. The transcript is spliced from 3 exons.